AUGUAUUUAAAUCAAGCUAAUGUUGAUCAACCAUGGAAUUUUACUAAAAAUUGUCCAUGUAUUAAUCUUACACGUAUUGGUGAUGGAAAUAUCGAUUGUUAUUGUCAACAAGAUGAACGGAAUACACAACAAUGUCAAAAUGGUAUUUUAAUAAUGGGUUACAAUUUUUUAUGUCCAACAUUAAGACGUUGUAUUUUUUAUGAUUCAUUAUGUAAAGAAAUGAAUACAUGUCGACAUGGUGAAGAUGAUAAUUUAUGUUAUCAUAAACGACGUCCAACGAAUAGAACAUGUUCAGGACAAAAUGGUUAUCUUUGUGGAAAACAUUUCGAGUGUCCAGAAUAUCGACCGCUCGAAGCCCUGCAAGUUCUAUCUAUCAGAACCUAUCGAGAUAAGUCCUUCGAUGGCCAUCGAAGUCCCAGAUCGGCUCCUCAGAGUGUCACUUUCGGAUAG
This is a messenger RNA of Rotaria sordida, 450 nucleotides long. NCBI's taxonomy places the organism in Eukaryota, Metazoa, Rotifera, Eurotatoria, Philodinida, Philodinidae. The record is from the annotation of a GenBank genome assembly.